AUGGAGUUCACACUUGAACACAAAGAGGCUGGAAAAGGCAAGAAGAGAAAAGAUAGGGUCAAGAAGACCAUUGCCAAAGUCCUAGGGAGAUCAUCCAUGUUCAAGGAUCCAACAGAAGAAGAGGAAGAGGAAGAGGAUGCUCCAGCACCCAAAGCUCAGAAGCUUAUGGGAGAUGCUACUAAGUCAGGGGCUGCAACAUCAAACCCCAAGUCUGCUCGCAAAGCUCAAGGUCAGAAGUCAAAGCCCAAGAGGAACACUACAUGUAUUCCUGCAAAAGAGAAGAACAAGGCGCCAGUGCCUCAAGCUGAAGAAGAGGAUGAUGAGCCACUUGUUUUGAGGAAAUUGAAACCCAAGAUCCCAGACCACAAUGAUGCUCAUCCAGUGGCUAAAGACAUGCACAUCAGAAAAGAUGCUCAACUGAGAUUGUGGAGACGGUCUGAUCCCUAUGUUGUUAGGAGGAGGACUGCAGUUGAUUACAGAUUUCAUACCAAAGAACAGCAAGACUUCUAUCUAACAAUUUUGCUCGACAAGAAGCCCAUUGUUUGUGACAUGAGAUGGGUUGAUUGGGAAUACAUCAAGGAGAAUGAAGAUCACUUCCCAGGAGUGUAUGACAGCUUCAAAGCAUGUGGAGUUGACAAGUUUUUUCAGCAGAAGCUCACAAAAUGGAAUGAUGAGCUUAUCAUGCAGUUUUACUCCACUGCUCACUUUUACCCAGAUGGGAAGAUCCUACGGAUGUCUGAAGUACCAACCGGAAAGCUCCUGGGCUUCAUUGUCUCCAGUAGAGGAAUUGAAGCUAAUCCGGGCAAAAUCCGAGCUCUGUCACAGUUGGCUAUCCCAACGGACCUCAAACAAAUCCAGAAAUUAACUGGAUGUGUGGCGGCUCUAAGCCGCUUUAUCUCCCGCUUAAGAGAAAAGGCAUCACCCCUUUAUCGCCUCCUUCGGCGCACUGAACACUUCCAGUGGACGGACGCUGCCACAGCUGGAUUGGAAGAAAUAAAAGCCAUACUGGCAACCAACCCAAUCCUGGCUGCGCCAAACAUCGGCGAACAAAUGCUGUUGUACAUUGCUGCAACUCAUCAGGUUGUAAGCGCAGUGCUCGUCGUCAAA
Messenger RNA from Triticum dicoccoides, 1107 nucleotides. RefSeq lists its product as uncharacterized. NCBI's taxonomy places the organism in Eukaryota, Viridiplantae, Streptophyta, Magnoliopsida, Poales, Poaceae. The annotation marks the transcript as partial. The transcript is spliced from 2 exons. The record is from RefSeq and is a predicted model, not a curated record.